AAAUACAUUGGAUAGUAUACCAAAAGGUAAGUAGACAAAAAAAGUGAGACGGAGUGGAGUAUGUAGGGGUAAAAGGACUUAUAAACCUUUUAUUAAUUUACUUUAAAGUUUUAUACUCCGUAAUCAUCAUCCCAUCCCAAUCUCCAUGCUCCCAUGGCCAUGUCUACCCUUCUCUCCCUCGCUCCCAACCCUCUAACACCCAUAGCCAAUUCCAUUUCAGAACCCAUCGUCUCUCCAAAACCCAACUCCCUCUCAAGAAGGUUUCUGUUCUUCACGAGCUCCGUUUCGCUGAGCUCUUUUCUCUACUUGCCCCUUCAACACCCGCUUCCAGUAUCCUCUGCCGAGGCACCACCUCCACCCCAGUCUUCAUCAUCAUCCUCUAAUUCUUUUCUAUCAGGCAUUGCCAACACCAAGUCUUGGUUCCAGCUCUUCGGUGAUGGCUUUUCCAUUCGGAUUCCGCCUCAUUUUGAAGACACCAUAGAGUCUGAGAAAGUCAAUGCUGGGUUGCUGCUGUACGGUGAUAAAGCAAAACCAAAGACUUUUGCUGCACGUUAUGCAUCUCCUGAUGGAUCUGAAGUUGUUAGCGUUGUGAUUCGCCCAGCUAAUCAACUCAAGAUUACCUUCUUGGAGGCCCAAGACAUAGGUGACUUAGGUUCAUUGAAGCAGGUAGCUAAGAUAUUUGUUCCAGGUGGAGCUACUCUCUAUUCUGCCCACUCAAUCAAAAUAAGGGAAGAUGAAGGUUAUAGGACCUAUUAUUUCUAUGAGUAUGGACAAGAUGAAAGGCACAUUGCACUUGUAGCAGCCGUUAAUGGCGGAAAGGCAUUCAUUGUCGGAGCAACAGCCCCAGAGGAUAGAUGGAACGAUGAUGGCAUCAAACUUCGAUCCGCUGCUGUGUCAUUCACGGUUCUAUGAUCAUAUGAACGAAAGAGAGAUUUUCAAAAGUGAUGAGAAAAGAGAUGUCUUAACAAUAAUGAUACUGGGAGAGAAUUCCCUGUUAUGCAUCACCUACUGAGAGACUUCAAAUCAUCCUUUAUAAAACAAAGAGCAGAAAAAUGUGCUUAACUCUUAUAAAAUCAUCCUCAUAAUAGCUAUCAGAUUUCUUACGGCCUGCGUUCAGAUUCACUCUAAUUUUGCAGCUGCUUAAUAGUAUUGGUCUUAGCUGUCCAUUUCAAAUGAUCUGAGCCUCAACUAUGAAGCAGCAUAAAACCUACAUAGCCAAAAAAACCACAUAGACUUGGAUGAAUUGCCAAGUGUUUUCAAUCAAUUCUUCAUGAACAUGGUAACCAUAAAUUUGCAUGAGAUGU
Messenger RNA from Cuscuta campestris, 1304 nucleotides. The record is from the annotation of a GenBank genome assembly. NCBI's taxonomy places the organism in Eukaryota, Viridiplantae, Streptophyta, Magnoliopsida, Solanales, Convolvulaceae.